CUUCUCUCAUUCCUCAUGGCCUCUCCCUCCCUCCUAACCCGUUUCCUUCCAGAUAAGGCUAUAUAAAUACCCAUCAUCUCCUUCCUCUCUUCCUCGCUCUCCCCACCCCUCUCGGCCUCUCCUCGGUGGUCGACGGCUUCACCGGACCGGACCGGACCACCGCUCGCCGCCGGGCACCCCCGCGCCGCGGUCUGUAUGUCAAAGGGUACAGAAACAAUCAAUAUUCUGAUAUAGUUGCUGGGAAUUUCAAUCCCUAAAUUCAAAAUGACCCCGGUGGUUCAUUGCUCUGUUGGCAAUAUCAGCCUGUUCCACAUCGGCAGUUUCAGGCCAAGCCAUGAAAUCCAAAUAAGGAGGUUCCGCAGCACAGAGAGGUAUUCAAGAGUACCUUCACGUAGGCUGCUGCAACCGCAACGAGCAUUCAACUUGAUCAGUAUUUACAAGAGAAGCAGCUGGUCCUCUGCCCGCAGGCCAAGAACUCUGUCAGCAGCAACUGUUGGGACUGAUGUUACUGUAGAGGAUCCGAAUCCACCACCUUCCGGAGAAACUUCUGAAGAAAGCUCUGAGGAUACAGCACCUGACACUGCUGAAGCAAGUGAGCAAGCUGAGGCAAGCACUUCUUCCAUUCCCAAAGCAGGACGAAACAUAAGAAAGAGUGAGAUGCCACCACUGAAUGAUGAGGAUCUAGUUCCUGGUGCAUCUUUUACUGGGAAGGUUAGGUCUAUCAAACCAUUUGGUGUAUUUGUUGAUAUUGGAGCAUUCACUGAAGGCCUUGUUCAUAUCUCUCGAGUAAGUGAUGGAUUUGUAAAAGAUAUAUCUUCCCUCUUCACUGUCGGGCAAGAGGUGUCAGUGAGAUUAGUGGAAGCAAAUAAAGAGACAGGGCGCAUCUCAUUGACAAUGCGAACAGGUGGUGAUUAUGUCAAGCCUAAAACAGAAACACCUAAGGCUGCAAGUGGCGGGAGGAAUACCACUGCAACCACGUCCAGAGGCUCGCCAAGGCAAACGAGGGAAAGAGAUGAAGCCAAGAGCAUGGGCGAAACAAACUAUGUGCAAGGACAAUUUCUGGAUGGCGUUGUGAAAAAUUCAACAAGAGCAGGGUCAUUUGUGACCCUACCUGAUGGAAGCGAAGGAUUCCUUCCCAGAGAAGAGGAGGCAGUGGCAUUGUUCACCCUUAUCGGACAUUCUGCACUGGAAGUUGGUCAACAGGUAAGGGUGAAAGUAUUGAACGUAGUACGAGGCCAGGUCACGUUGACAAUGAAGGAGGGAGAAGAUGAUGAAGAGGAUCUGGCUUCAUUAAACACACAGCUGAAGCAGGGUUGGUCCAGAGGGACCAAUGCAUUUGAGCUAGCUUUCCGUAGGAAUAAGGAAAUCUCUGCAUUUUUGGAUCAGAGGGAAAAGAUAAUAGUUCCAGAUGUACAAGAAGCUGCUGUUGCAUCAGUAGGUACUGAACUUGAUGCAGAAGUAGGAAUUGAGCAAAGUCCAGGCAAGGAACCUGAGACAGGCAAUGCUGAAUCAGUUGCAAUCGAUAGUUCUAUAACGGAGGUCAAGGAGACUGAUAGUAUAGCUGCAGUGGAGAAGGAUAGCGAAAUUAGCAAGACUGAAUCAGUUGAGACUGCUAGUUCAGUUGUAAUUUCUGAAGAUGAUAGCACAGUUGAUGGCAAACUCGUUGAACCAACUGCUUCAGUUUCUGCAACUGAAACUGAGAUUAAAGAAGAUAGCUCUGAGGGAUCUGUCACCACUGAGCCUACAGAAGCUGCUUCAACAGAAUUUGUCACCGCAGUCGUUGAGGAAAGCGCUCCGACUGCUAGUUCAGUUGAAACUUCUGAAGAUGAUAGCACAGUUGAUGACAAACUCGUUGAGCCUACUGCUUCAGUUUCUGCAACUGAAGCUGAGAGCAAAGAAGAUAGCUCUGAGGGAUCUGUUGCUUCAACAGAAUCUGUCACCGCAGUCGUUGAGGAAAGCGCUCCUGUGUCAUCAGUAGCAAUUGAAGUUCCUGCUCCUGAAGCAUCAGAGGCCUCCGCUCAGGAGAUAAUUGAGGAUUCUACUACUGUGGAAGGUGCCGCCGAUGAUCAAACUGUAGAAUCUGAUAGUCCACCUCCAGAAGGUGUUGAGCUGUCCUCGAAUGGGGCUCCAGACAGCUCUAUUGCUGAGGAUAAGCCUGAUGAACCAGAAGAAUCGUUGAUAGUAGAAGAGGUUCCAGUAACUGCAAGUAGUGAGUCUGAGGAUAAAGAACCUGCUGCGGUACCUGAAGAAGUAGCAGCCUCAAGUGAGAAAACUGCAGAUGUUGCUGUUGCAGGAGCUGAAGCAAGCACGGCCACAGCAACUAUUUCUCCUGCUCUUGUCAAGCAAUUGCGUGAAGCAACUGGAGCAGGCAUGAUGGACUGUAAGAAGGCUCUUGCAGAAUCAGGGGGUGACAUUGAGAAAGCACAAGAAUUCCUCCGCAAAAAAGGUUUGGCGGCUGCUGACAAGAGGGCUGGCAGGGCCACUGCAGAGGGAAGAAUUGGUUCUUACAUACAUGACAGCAGAAUCGGUGUUCUUAUUGAAGUGAAUUGCGAGACUGACUUUGUAUCCCGAGGUGACAUCUUCAAAGAGUUGGUAGACGAUCUAGCCAUGCAAGUCGCCGCUUGCCCUCAAGUACAGUACAUUUCUCUUGAUGACGUCCCUGAGGAGGUUAUGAAGAAGGAGACAGAGCUGGAGAUGCAGAGGGAGGACCUCUUGUCAAAGCCAGAGCAGAUCCGGUCUAAGAUUGUAGAGGGCCGUGUAAAGAAGAGGCUUGGAGAAUAUGCAUUGCUGGAGCAACCCUUCAUCAAGAAUGACAAGGUCACAAUCAGUGAAUGGGUGAAGCAAACUAUUGCCACAAUUGGAGAGAACAUGAAGGUCAACAGAUUUGUCCGGUACAAUCUCGGUGAAGGGUUGGAGAAGAGAAGCCAGGAUUUUGCUGCUGAAGUUGCCGCCCAGACAGCCGCGAAGGCACCGCCAGCUGCUCCUCCAAAGGAUGAUAAGCCUGAGGAAACAGCAGAAACUGAAGAGAAGAAACCAGCUGUGGCAAUUUCAGCUGCAUUGGUAAAGCAACUCCGAGACGAAACUGGUGCUGGUAUGAUGGACUGCAAGAAAGCACUAGCUGAGACAGGCGGCGACAUUCAGCAGGCUCAGGAGUUCCUCAGGAAGAAGGGCCUGUCAUCUGCAGACAAGAAGUCCUCUCGCCUAACCGCCGAAGGCCUAAUUGGCGCCUACAUCCAUGACAAUCGGAUUGGUUGCAUGAUUGAGAUCAAUUCCGAGACCGACUUCGUGGCUCGCAACGAGAAGUUCAAGGAGCUGGUGAACGACCUCGCGAUGCAGGUGGUGGCAUGUCCACAGGUUGAGUAUGUCUCCAUAGAGGACAUCCCAGAGAGUGUUGUCAUCAAGGAGAAAGAGAUUGAGAUGCAGAGAGAGGACCUUCAGUCCAAACCUGAGAACAUCAGGGAGAAGAUCGUCGAAGGCCGGAUAUCGAAGAGGCUCGGCGUGCUGGCCCUCCUGGAGCAGCCUUUCAUCAAGGAUGACAGCAAGACGGUGAAGGAUCUUGUGAAGGAGACGAUCGCCACCCUUGGGGAGAACAUCAAGGUACGGAGGUUCACCCGGUACACCCUUGGUGAGAACUGAUUGAGGAGGUGAUCUCUAGUCUCAAUCCUGACAUCAGGAGUUGGGCAUAUUUUGAUUCAUGGAAGUUCAUAGCUGUUGGUAGUAUGAUAAGUUUCCAUCUGUAAUUCUGUAUCACCUGUUAUAUUGCUGCCCCUUUUUUUCAGCUGCUGUUAUUACUGUUGCUGGUUACAGAACACAUUUUUGAGCACUCCUUUGUAGAUGACAAGAGAGAUCAAUAUUGUCAAUAUAAACAUUACGGCAAAUCAAAACUGUAUCUGGUUGUGUUUGACAUCAGAGUUCUUACUGAA
This is a messenger RNA of Oryza sativa Japonica Group (Japanese rice), 3923 nucleotides long. The record is from RefSeq and is a predicted model, not a curated record. NCBI's taxonomy places the organism in Eukaryota, Viridiplantae, Streptophyta, Magnoliopsida, Poales, Poaceae.